AUGUCUGACAGCGAGGACAGCAACUUUUCAGGCAAUGAAAGUGACGGUGGUGACAAGGCAGUGUCAAAUGACGGCAGCGAUCACGAUGACAGUGACCAUAAUGAUGACAGUGACAAGGAGGACAGUGACAAGAAUGCCGACAGUGAUGCUGAGCCAAGCAAGGCCGUGGUAGAUGAUGAAGCAGAGGAAAGUGAGGGGAAUGAGGAAGAAAAGGAUGGGGAUGAAGAGGAGCCCGAAGGAGAGGAUCUUGACGAUGAAGACGAGUAUGAUGAAGAAGAAGAUGAGGAGGAAGAAACCAGAGCACGCAAGAAAAAACGGAAAGGCGCCCUUGGCUUCAUCAUUGAUGAGGCUGAUGUGGAUGACGAAGAUGAUGAGGAUGACGGGGAAUGGGAAGAUGGUGCAGAAGAGAUCAUUGAUCGAAAGUCGACCUAUGAUACCUCAGAGCGCGAGAUUGAGAGCCAUCAAAGACUGAGACAUAUUUGGGAGAGCCAGCGAGAAGAUGAGAUUGAACAGUACUACAGGCAGAAGUUUGGCAAUGUGACCACGGCCGAGCGGUUUGGGGAGGGAGAGGAGAUGUCUGAUGAGAUCACGCAGCAAGGCAGAUUACCCGGAGUCAAAGACCCAAACUUGUGGGUGGUCAAGUGUCGAAUGGGAGAGGAGAAGGCCACAAUCGUUCACAUCAUGAGGAAGAUGAUAACCUACCAGUUCACUGAAGAGCCACUCCAGAUCAAGUCUGUGGUUGCCAAGGAAGGACUGAAGGGCUACAUCUAUAUUGAAGCUUUCAAGCAGACCCACGUGAAACAGGCUAUAGAAGGCAUCGGCGCUUUACGAAUUGGCUACUACAAACAGCAGAUGGUUCCUAUUCGUGAGAUGACCGAUGUUCUGAAGGUCGUGAAGGAAACUGCCAGUCUGAAACCCAAGGCCUGGGUUCGACUCAAGCGGGGUAUAUUUAAGGACGAUCUUGCUCAGGUGGAUAUUGUUUAUCCGUCUCAAAAUGAAGUUGAGUUGAAGCUGAUCCCAAGGAUUGAUUACACUCGCCCCCGCGGCGCCAUGAGGUCAUCUAGUAGCAACCAGGACCAGAAGAAGAGGAAACGUAAGCCGCCGCAGAAAUUGUUUGAUGUGGAGGAAAUCAGGCGUAUUGGUGGUGAAGUUACAUCUGAUGGUGAUUUCUUGAUGUUUGAGGGCAACAGAUACAACCGGAAAGGAUUCCUAUUCAAACUCUUUGCCAUGUCUGCAAUUAUUGCAGAAGGAAUCAAGCCGACACUGGCAGAGCUUGAGAAGUUUGAGGAUCAACCCGAGGGCAUGCAGGUUGAAUUGGUGCCAGAGAAGCAGGAGAGUGACGUUGGCCACACCAUGGCACCGGGAGAUGUGGUGGUGGUGGCCGAGGGAGAAUUGCAGCAUCUGCAGGGUAAAGUCAUCAAGGUGGACGGCAACAAGAUCACCAUCAUGCCCAAACAUGAGGACCUCAAGGACCCUCUGGAGUUUCCAUACACUGAGCUUAGAAAGCACUUCAAGAUGGGUGACCAUGUGAAGGUGAUUGCCGGAAGAUAUGAGGGCGACACCGGCUUGAUCGUACGAGUUGAGGACAAUGUGAUCGUCUUGUUCUCAGAUUUGACCAUGCAUGAAUUGAAAGUGUUACCCAAGGAUAUCCAGCUCUGUGCGGACAUGGCCACCGGUGUGGAUUCCCUAGGACAGUAUCAGUUUGGUGACCUCGUCAUGUUGGACCCCCAGACAGUUGGUGUUAUCGUCCGCCUGGAGAAGGAAAACUUUCAGGUCCUCAGCAUGCAUAACAAGGUGAUUAACGUGAAACCUCAGUCUAUAACAAGAAAGAAGGAUACCAGAAAUGCUGUUUCCCUGGAUUCAGAAAAUAACAAUGUGCAAGUCCGGGAUAUUGUUAAUGUCAUUGAAGGUCCUCACUCGGGCAGGACUGGCGAGAUCAAGCAUUUGUAUCGCAGCUUUGCAUUCCUCAACUCCCGUCUGAUGACAGAAAAUGGUGGAUACUUUGUUUGCAGGACCAGACAUUUGACGCUGGCUGGCGGAGGGAAGGUUGGUCAAAGCACUACACCAUUAGUGGGCGGAUUUGCUCCAAUGUCUCCUAGAAUUUCCAGCCCAGCUCACCCCAGUGGUGGAGGUGCAGACAGGGGAAGAGGGCGUGGUGGAGGAGCUGGAAGAGGUGGCCUUACCCGCCGAGACAGAGAGAUCAUAGGACAGACAGUGCGUAUUGUACGAGGACCGUUUAAGGGUUAUAUUGGUAUUGUCAAGGACGCCACUGAGAGCACGGCACGUAUUGAACUUCACUCUAGUUGCAAGACCAUCUCUGUCGACCGCUCUCACUUGAACAACCUUACAGGGGCCAAGCCUGCAGGUGGCCAGGAAUCCACAUACGGAGGCCGUACGCCAACAUUUGGUGGGCAGACACCCAUGUACGGCUCAAGGACCCCCAUGUAUGGAUCACAGACACCCUUGCACGAUGAGUCUCGUACUCCACAUUACGGAGGAAUGACUCCAUCGCACGAGUCUGGUGGCAGGACUCCAAGUGGCGGGGGCAGCAGUGUUUGGGAUCCCUCCAAUGCCAACACCCCAUCAAGAAACAAUGAUUUUGACUUCAAUUAUGACGAUUCCCCAUCCCCUGCUGACUUUGGGGCCACACCAAACCCAGCCACGCCAGGCUAUCAUGCCGACUCCCCGACCCCCAUGGGGCCUUACACUCCCCAGACGCCAGGCAGCGCAUAUUCCCCCUACCCUGCUACAUCUCCUGGAGGGUUUGAUGCUCAGAGCCCUGGCUAUAUCGGAACCCCGAACCCAGCCAUGAUGUCCAGCCCGAGCCCAGCCAGUUUUGCAGGUAGUCCGUCUCCCAUGGGGUACAGUCCCAUGACUCCGCUGGCUCCAUUCACCCCACAAACACCAGGGGCAGUCAUGGAAUCUGGCUUAACAGACUGGCAUACAACAGAUAUUGUAGUGAAGGUGAAGGCCACACAUGAGAACGAGCAGCUAGUAUAUCACACUGGAAUCAUCAAGGGCAUUAACGGUGGUAUGUGUACAUUGUACCUGACUGAAGAAGAGAAAACUGUCACUGUAGGCUGUGAACACUUGGAGCCUGUCCUGCCAGAGAAAGGAGAUAAGGCAAAAGUAAUCAUCGGCGACAACCGUGAGGCCACCGGCUCACUGAUCAGUUUGGACGGGGACGAUGUCGUCUUUAAACUAGACAGCGAGGAUGCUGACUCCAAGUCUAACAUUCUGCUGCUGCCGAUUCACUACUUCUGUAAGAUGGCGGAGUGA
Candidula unifasciata is the source of this 3279-nucleotide messenger RNA. Lineage: Eukaryota; Metazoa; Mollusca; Gastropoda; Stylommatophora; Geomitridae. The record is from the annotation of a GenBank genome assembly.